This is a messenger RNA of Microcebus murinus (gray mouse lemur), 773 nucleotides long. RefSeq names its product profilin 3 (gene PFN3). NCBI's taxonomy places the organism in Eukaryota, Metazoa, Chordata, Mammalia, Primates, Cheirogaleidae. Gene Ontology annotation, cellular component: cytoplasm. Gene Ontology annotation, molecular function: actin binding. The record is from RefSeq and is a predicted model, not a curated record. Gene Ontology annotation, biological process: regulation of actin filament polymerization; positive regulation of actin filament bundle assembly; actin cytoskeleton organization.
GGGGGGGGAGCCACCGCACCCUGCCUUAAAUUGGUUUUGGAGGACCUGAUAAUUCUCUCCUACGGCCUGACGUUGGAACUUCUGCAGGCGUGCCCCGCGAACGUCCCCGCGUUCUCCAGCCUAGGCGGCUCUGUGUCGUGGGCGCGUCGCGUCACAGCCCCGCCCCUGCGCACGCGGUGGUAGCCCCGCAGGCGCGGCCAGCUGCGGGACACCCGUUCGCAGCAGCAGCGCCAGGCCGAGGGCGCACGCACCCCGAGCGGGAUGGGCGACUGGAAAGGCUACAUCAGCGCGGUGCUGCGGGACCAGCGAAUCGACGACGUGGCCAUCGUGGGCCACGCGGACAACCGCUGCGUGUGGGCGUCGCGGCCCGGCGGGCUGCUGGCGGCCAUCUCGCCGCAGGAGGUGGGCGUGCUCACCGGGCCGGACCGGCGCACCUUCCUGCAGGCCGGCCUGAGCGUGGCGGGCCGCCGCUGCUGCGUCAUCCGCGACCACCUGCUGGCCGAGGGCGACGGCGUGCUGGACGCGCGCACCAAGGGGCUGGACGGGCGCGCCGUCUGCGUGGGCCACUCGCCGCGCGCGCUGCUCGUGCUCAUGGGCCGGCGCGGCGUGCACGGCGGCGUGCUCAACAAGACGGUGCACGAGCUGAUCCGCGGGCUGCGCACGCAGGGCGCCUAGCGCAGCCCCGGGGCCGCCCUGGGCGCAGGCGGCGGGAAUAAAAAGCGCGACUUGGACGCGCCUGGCUCGUCCUCUGGUCUCGCGCGGGCAGUGGUAAA